This is a messenger RNA of Phytomonas sp. Hart1, 1470 nucleotides long. NCBI's taxonomy places the organism in Eukaryota, Euglenozoa, Kinetoplastea, Trypanosomatida, Trypanosomatidae. The record is from the annotation of a GenBank genome assembly.
AUGUUCGAGCGCCUGGGGCGGCCGGUGGAGCAAAUCCUCCUGCCGAGCGCGUCCCACAACGCCGCCAGCUCGGAGGCCUCGCCUCUCGAGGAGGAGGGCGAAUGCGACCAAACCGGGAUGGGGGAGUGGCAUUUUUACUGGAUGACGGUCGCCCGGGUCUGCGUGAUCUUCGCCACGGUCGAAUUCCGCCUGCAGGAUAACCAGAUCAUCAACCACUUUCCCAAUCACUACGAGUUGACGCGGAAGGACUUGAUGUACAAAAACAUCAAGCGCUACCUCCGCGAGCACUCCGUGGACGGCCAGCUCGAUCCGAAGUUGAUUUUAUCCACCCCGCUGGAUUGGGCGGCCGCGGUGUCUUUUUCGCAGAGCUCCGGCAGCAGUCAUGGGGGGACCCUCGCGCGGUACGCCUUCAGCGAAGGGGUCCCCAUCACCUACAACAUCCCCAAUGAUAUGAGCAUGUUCAUCGAGGAGUUCAAGCGCUGUGAGGGCUCGACGUGGAUUGUGAAGCCGACCGCCCGCUCGCAGGGAAAGGGGAUUUUCCUCAUCAACCGCAUCCAGCAGCUCCUGCAGUGGAUGAAAAGGCGGCAGACGGAUGCACUCACGGCGGGCUCCACCAACGGCAAAGGGGGGCAUUACUUUAAUGGGAGUAAUGGCGGAGGAGGAGGGGGGGCGAACACUCCGAAGCCGAAUUCAACCCCCGCGUCGACCCUGCGGGAUUCCGGAAAGGGGGCCAACGGCAGGGCAGGGAAUCAUCGCGAGAGUAAAACCGACGCCGCGGCGGUGGCGAUGACGCUGUCGAGCGCCUCCCAGACGACCUUUGGGGGGUCCUUUAUCAUCAGCCGGUACGUCGCGAAUCCACUGCUGAUUGGCGGCAAGAAAUUCGAUCUCCGGCUCUACGCCCUCGUGGUGUCUUUUAAGCCGCUGGUGGCGUAUUUUCACCGCGCCGGCUUUGCGCGGUUCUGCGCGACGAAGUACGUCGGGGAUCAGACAUCCGGGCAGCACCUCGGCUCGCACCUCACAAACGUCGCCUUGCAAAAAGGCGACAAACACUACAACACCACCCAUGGUGGUAAGUGGUCCUUCAAGAACUUUCUUCUCUAUGUUGAGGGUCUUCACGGGCCCUACAUCGCCUCGACCCUCCGCCUUCGCAUUGAAUUUCUCAUCUUUCACUCGCUUCAGGCGGUCAGCAUGGUGAUGCUGAACGAUAAGCACUGUUUUGAGCUCUAUGGCUAUGAUAUUCUGAUCGACGAGAAUCUCAUGCCGCAUUUGAUCGAGGUGAACGCCUCUCCCUCGCUUUCCACCACCACGUUGGCUGAUCGUCUUUUAAAGGAAGAGGUACUAACCGACAUGCUAAAGAUUGUCCUGCCUCCCGAUUUCCCAAGCCCGUCGGCGAUGUCCUACUCCGAAUACCGCCUCCGCACCGAUUUGACUUCUCAGCUCUCAACGGAUUUCAAACUACUUAAUUUCUAA